Molecule: messenger RNA, 3114 nt
Organism: Aethina tumida (small hive beetle)
Lineage: Eukaryota; Metazoa; Arthropoda; Insecta; Coleoptera; Nitidulidae
Product: piwi-like protein Ago3
Exons: 6
Coding region: 290-2869 (859 amino acids)
Biological process (GO): regulatory ncRNA-mediated gene silencing
Cellular component (GO): P granule
Molecular function (GO): protein binding; piRNA binding
Source: RefSeq, a predicted model, not a curated record
UUUUGUUUAUGGUUCGUUUAUGUCCAGUGACACUCGAAAUCCCUAAAUUUAAUUAUUAUUUUUUACUUUUAAAGUUUUAGUUAUUUUUUCAAAUGUUGUUCUGCGUUUUUUUCGGUUUCGAUAGCUUCUUCUUCACACUUUUGCGAAAUGUGUUGGCUAGCAAUUUCCUACAUCAAAUGGAAAACAUUGCAAUAACAGUAAUAAACGUGUGCAAAUUUUUGAGAAUAUGUUAAUACAAAACGCCCGAGUGAUAUAAUUCAAUCAAUAAAUAAAAGUGACAACCAGGAAAAUGUCUCAGGAACAGCGGCCGAUGGCGCCCCGCAGCCGGGGGGCUAUUUUGGCUGCUUUGAGAGAGAUGCGGAAAGUGGGAGCCCAGCCACCGCAAGAAGAACCCGAGAAACCCAGGGGACGAGCUGCAAUGCUCGCGUUCUUGAAACAAACGCAAGUUAAACCCAUUGGUAGAGAUAUUGAACGAGAAGUUAUUGAGACCUCUGAACAACCUUUUCCAUCCCCUCGAAAGGAAGUGCUACUAAAAGAUAGAGAGUCUCAGAUUGAUAGGCUUGACCAGACGGUGUCUCAAAUGCAGGUGAAGGAACUUGUGUCAUUCAAAGGUCAACACGGCAAGACAUUGCAAAUCUCAGCAAAUUACAUCAAACUGUUUUGCGACAGUAACCGCGGCGUCUACGAGUACGAAGUCAUCAUAGAACCAGUGGUCGAUUCCAAAUAUAGGAGACAAAAACUGGUCAGCAUGGUGGUUCGUAACGAUCUCGACAACGUAAAAUUAUUUGACGGCGGCUCCGUUCUCUAUCUACCCACAAAAAUCACGGACGACAGAAAAACGUUCAUAACGACUUUGCCAGGCGGCGACGAAACGUUCGAGGUAACAUUUGUGUUCAAAAAAAAGAAAAAUAUGUAUGACAGCGAAUGCCUUCAUCUGUAUAAUAUUUUGUUCAAAAGAAUAAUGUAUAUUUUACUCUACAAACAAAUGGGAAGGAGCUUCUUCGAUCCCACGAACAAGCACAUGAUUCCCCAGCAUCAAUUAGAGGUACUACCAGGCUAUGCGGUCAGCGUUGAUCAAAUGGAGGGUGGCCUUUUCCUAUGCCUGGACACCCAACACAAAGUGAUGCGGACGCAGAACGUCUACAGUUAUUUAAUGGAGCUCAACGCUAGCGAUCCGUCUCGAUUCAAGGAAAUCGCCGUCGCAAACCUGAUAGGCAGUUGCGUUUUUACUAAAUACAACAAUCGUACAUACACGAUCGACGACAUUAACUGGGAGCUCACGCCCAAGGACACGUUUCCCACAAGGGAUGGAGGACAAAUUUCUUUUCUGGAGUAUUAUGAAAGACAACACGCAUUGAAAAUUCGUGAUAUAAAUCAGCCUAUGCUGGUGAACAGGAGUACCGUAAAGACAUCUACCGGUGAAAAGGAGGACAGACUGAUCUGCUUAGUACCUGAGCUAUGUCAUAUGACUGGAUUGACUGAAAGCAUGAGAAACGACUUUAAAGUGAUGAAAGACGUGGCGCAAUACACACGGGUAACACCCCAACAGCGUGUCAACGCCAUGCACAACUAUCUCAACAAGGUCCGUGAAAGCCCCGAAGCGCAGAAUGUUCUCGCCGACUGGGGCUUAAGCAUCGACGACCAACCCGUUCAAACAACUGCACGACAACUGGAGAACGAGCAGAUAUUCUUCGGUGACGGGAAAUCCGUGCAAACCAACAAUAACGCCGACUGGUCCCGCGCCACCAGUGAAUUUUCGGUGUGCACGCCGGUCGACAUCCGCGACUGGAUCGUCUUCUACACGGCAAGGGACGCCAAUAGUGCGAAGAACUUUGCGCAGCUCAUGGUACGGCUGAGCGGCGUGAUGGGGUGUCGGGUCAACCAGCCGAAACCUGUCCAACUCCCGAACGAUCGCACCGAAACCUACAUGAGCUCUUGCCGCGAGUACAUCAAUGACAAUGUGCAGAUCGUUGUGUUUGUGGUGCCCACCAUACGUCAGGACCGUUACGCGAUAAUCAAAAAGAUGUGCUGCAAUGUGAUUCCAGUCCCAUCCCAAGUAGUAACGUCCAGAGUUUUAUCUAAUACGAGUAAAGUACGUGCUAUUGUGCAGAAGAUUGCGCUUCAAAUGGUGGCCAAAAUGGGUGGCAGCCUGUGGAAUGUUAAAUGUCCCUUCAAAGGAUGGAUGGUGGCAGGUAUGGAUGUGUACCAUGGAAAAGGGGACAAAUCUGUGUGUGGUCUCGUGUGCAGCUUAAACGAAAGUCUAUCCCGCUACAUGACUCUAGUAAACUUUCAAGAUCAAGAAAUGGGAGAUCACUUAAAAAUUUCCUUUACGAAAAUGAUAGAACGUUAUAAAAAUGAGAACGGAUCAUAUCCUGACAAAUUAAUCAUAUAUAGAGACGGCGUAAGCGACGGAGAGUUGGAAAAAGUAAAACGAUAUGAAGUGCAACAAUUUAAAUCAGUAAUUGAACAGUUUGGUCUCGAAACGAAGAUCUGUUUUAUCACCGUCCAGAAGCGCAUCAAUACAAGAAUUUUUGCCCUAGGAAAUGAGACGCAUAAUCCACCUCCAGGAACGGUUUUGGAUCACACGAUGACAAGACGUACCAUAAAAGAUUUCUUUAUAGUGUCACAAAGCGUACGACAGGGUACUGUCAAUCCGACUCAUUACAUUGUGCUCCACGACGAAACCAACAUGAGACCUGAUAUAAUACAAAGGCUGACAUACAAAAUGUGUCAUUUAUAUUAUAAUUGGGCGGGCACAGUACGUGUACCAGCGCCAUGUCAAUAUGCUCAUAAGGUCGCCGGAUUGGUGGGACAACAUAUUAAAAUAAUGCCAUCUCAUGAACUUUGGGAUAAGUUAUAUUAUUUGUAAACGUAAAGUCUGCAAUGUUUAUUUAAAUGUUCAGUUUCUGUGGAAUUAUAAUUAGUUUAUGUUUCAUAAAUGUCCAUGAAGUAUAUAGUGUUACAAGAAUAUUUCAUAUUUCUUUAGAAUGUUAUCUUUUAAAUAUAUAUUAUAUAACUUAUGUGAUGAAUACAAUCAUGUAUUUGUUACUAAAGGGUUUUAGAAUUUAUGUAUGUGUUUAUCAAAUUAUAUUCAAUAAAUUCAAUAUAUUCAAA